This is a messenger RNA of Conger conger (European conger), 3013 nucleotides long. RefSeq names its product transmembrane p24 trafficking protein 8 (gene tmed8). Gene Ontology annotation, cellular component: Golgi membrane. Lineage: Eukaryota; Metazoa; Chordata; Actinopteri; Anguilliformes; Congridae. Bases 587 to 1402 code for a protein of 271 amino acids. The record is from RefSeq and is a predicted model, not a curated record. The transcript is spliced from 6 exons.
UCAAAGAGCCUGCUACCAUAGCAACCUGUUAGAACAUCAAGUAGUUGUCGGAGUACUGUUUAAAUAACGUAGCUAGAAAGUACAUUGGUGCUGCUAGGCGAUGUAUUGCUGGUCAGUUUGAUAUAACGCGGAGAUCACUGCGGAAGAUAUUUUUAAGAUACCCUAAUAUUGCAUUGGCUUUAAAGCUCUGAUUUCGGCAGCUCCAGUAAUCUGCAUCAAUUUAGUUUUUUGUGGCGUUAUUGUACUGAAAGGACGAGACUUGCUUAUUGCAUCGUCAAAUUCCGCCCACUUUCGUUUCGGUACGGAAUUAACGUCAGCUUGCAGAUUACUGGGAUCAUCGCAGAAUGUAGCUGUGUAGACCGUUUCUUAGCUAGUAGUUUAUACAGAUGUUUAUGUAGCGUUUGCUAAAACGCCUUGAGUGCAGCGUGUGUCGAAUUCCGAUUUCCUCUUGUCGCUUCUGGGUAGUGUUUCCGGACAGUGAGCUCUUCGGUCACGAUAAUCAUCGCAACAUUAACCCAGUCUGUGUGUCUCGUUAGGAACAGCAGCCAACUUUCCUUGAACUGAACAGUAUUCAGGCGUGACAGUGAUGACGGAAAACUUCGAAGCAACUUCUGAACUUCAGUCCAGAUUGUCUUCCCUCUCUGUGUCGUCUUUUCCUGGAAUAACGUCGAAGAAUUGCCCAACUAAUGCUGAAGAUGGGCUUCAGAGCACAGACCUGUCCCAGCAUCCACAGAACACUGAAAACCUUCCCCAGAUUAAUGACAGCGAAGGGCUUCCACAGCCCACAAAGAGUAACCAGGCUGAGCCCACUGGUCAGGCUAUAGAUGGGGACUCUGAGAUGAAUCAGACCAAUGAGAAUGAGAAGGGGCUGCACCCUGGAGACAGAAAAGCAUCAUUGCCCCCACUCAAACCGCCCUCCUCCUGGACAUCCCCUGCGCUGAAGGAGCUGAAGACCAAGCUGCGACAGGAAAAGGACAGCGUGGUGACGGUGUACAGGGGCGACGUCAUGACCGUACACGUUCCCACGGUCCCCGAGGCCAAGCAGGUGUGCUGGGAGUUCGCCACCGAUGGCUAUGACAUUGGCUUUGGCAUCUACUUUGACUGGACGCCAGUCACCAACCGGGCCAUUACUGUGCACAUCAGUGAGUCUAGCGAUGAUGAGGACGAGGAUGAAGAGCCGGAAGGGCCUGUGAAUCCUGGGGAUGUAGAGAAGGGCUCAAAAUCAGCAGCCAGUUCAAACCUGGGUGAGAUUCUACCGGUGUAUCGCCAAGACAGUCACCUGGCAGUCCAGGCAGGCAGCCACGAGUUUCCAGGCGAGGGAACUUACCACCUGAAGUUUGACAACUCCUACUCUCUGUGGCGGAAUAAAACUCUGUACUACAGAGUGUACUACAGUGCCUGAGAACCAAGUCUUGUGACUACAGUUGAAUGUUUGAACUGAAGGACUUCAGAGAUCUCUAUUUUUGAUUCUAUAUAGUAUAUGCUUGGGCUUAUCAAUUAUGUAAAAGCAACUGAUGUCUCUCCUGGAUCGUUGUUUGUGCUAUAUUUGUGAAAAUGGGGAGAAAACAUUUGCAAAAAGUCAGGCGAGAUGUUUAAUCAAGACAGAUUCUAUGGCUUUGUGUGUGUUCGUGGUUCCAGUGUCUUAUGUGGUUUGUGUACACUGUCCAUGUUUAUGAAUUCGAUUUUCUUGUUUUAUCAAAAGUGCGGUCAUCUUGAUAGGUAAGAUGCGAGAGAACUCUAGUUCAGGUGCAUAUCGAGGAUAUGAAAUUAAAUAGUCGAAUGUGUCUUCAUAAAGGCAUUUUUCGUGGCUGUGCGAGGGUAGACACUGAGAAGGAAGUUGGAGUUACCCAGCACUAAAGGCAAAAAAAAAUCUGUAAAAUCUCGAUGUGCUAAUUUAAAAAGUGUCUGGUCAACAUUUCAGGCCUCUGUUUCUUUUUGAAGUGACUUCCAGUGUAGAUCAGCUGUAAGCACAAAUCCCGUUAAGAAAGGAUUCAGGAAGUGAAUUUUGUUUGUAUUUGACAAAACGCAGAAUGGAACAUGAUAUGCUGUAGAAUAUUACACUUUGUCCUUAGAAGGCAAACAAAUUAUAUUCCAUAUUUGAGCCUUUCAUAAAUCAUCCUGAGAAUCCCGUUUCUGUGCCAAGAGCAGAGACAUGGCCAAGAGCAGAGACAUACUGUAUGUUCAUUCUAAUGUUUUCAGUUUUUUAUAACACUUUGCAAAUUACCUUCUAUUACAUUCAGGAAUCUUAAGCAUUGCAUAUCCCAGUCAGAUUGCAUGGCCCUGAAAUGGCAUGACCCAUAGUGAUUUUAUUUUGAUUAUAAUCCAAUGUUUUCUGUAAUUUAUUGACAUUUAAAGAUAUGUUUUAAAAUGUAUAAUACUUAAAAUGUUGUCCCUCCAAAGAAAACAAAAUAUAGUAAAGGGAAGGGGAAAUGUCUCUGAGUAAAAUGUUUUUGUGAUACGGAAAGGCAUCAUAGAGAAAAGGCUUAUCUUGCUAUGGUGGAUUGACUUCAUAUUUAGUCUGCCUGUAGCCAUUUUGUUUGGAAACAGGUUGUUUGACAAAAUAGCCAACAGCUUGAAAGAUUUGACAAUCAAGGAAGUGAACACUGGCAAGAGAAAAUCAUGUUAUUUCUAUAUUACGAAUUAAAAUUCCAGUGUAAUGUGUGUAAUGUGUGUUGCCUUGUACGGAGCCCUGAAAGUGGAAUAAUUUUAAAUUUGUCUGUUGAUGACAUAGUGUGUACAGAGGUGAUUGUGUUACAUUGUGUUGAUUAUAAUUUGAUGCCAGCGAAAGGGAAAAGUUAUGUGCAUCACUUUCAUUCCGAAGCCCCUUGAAACCAUUGCACCAGUACCUCAGUAAAUUGUGCUUGUUCCAAAGAAAUCAUUCAUGUUGUGCUGCUAGUCGGUGGGGAAAAACACCCCAAAUGAAGCUUUCUUUGUUCACUGUGCAAUGUAUUUCUGACACACUUCAUUAUGUACUUUGAGAAUACUGCUCAUUAAAUAAAGGCAUUUGAUUUUA